CCCUAGCAAUGGCAAGGUAUUGAGUGUCUCUCACGCAUUCUUCCAGCCACCGCCGCGCAGCGAGCGAUCGAUCGAUGAUAGGGCAAUGAUCGCGGCGAAUUGCGACGAGGAUGGAGCAGCGGGCCCAUCAGCCGAGGGCAAUCGGUGACUACAUCACCAGCCAGGAGAUUGGAGCAGGGUCUUUUGCGGUGGUGUGGAAGGCGCGGCACAAAAUCACAGGGCAUGAGGUCGCGAUCAAGGAGAUUGGCACUGAGAAGCUCAAUAAGAAGCUCCAGGAGAGCCUCCUGUCGGAGAUCUCCAUCCUCAAGAAGGCGAAUCAUCCAAAUAUCAUCCGCUUGCAUGAUAUUGUCGAGGCUCCCGAUCGCAUCUAUCUAAUUUUGGAGUACUGCGCUGGUGGAGAUUUGGCUGGCUACAUUCAUCGCCAUGGCAAAGUUGGUGAAUCGGCUGCCAGGAAUAUCAUGCAACAGCUUGGUUCUGGCCUCCAAGUUCUUCGGAAGAACAACUUGAUCCACAGAGACUUAAAGCCUCAGAACUUACUGCUAUCAACAAACGAUCACAAUGCUGUUCUCAAGAUUGCUGACUUUGGAUUUGCGCGGUCACUGCAACCUCAAGGUAUGGCGGAGACGCUUUGUGGCUCACCUUUGUACAUGGCUCCCGAGAUCUUACAUUGUCAAAAAUAUGAUGCAAAGGCUGACUUAUGGAGCGUUGGGGCCAUUCUCUAUCAGCUUGUUCUCGGAAGGCCGCCAUUUUCCGGAAAUAAUCAUGUCCAGCUUUUGCAAAACAUAACAAAGAAUGAGGUCCAGUUCCCUCAUGCAGCUCAGCUUCAUCCUGAUUGCAUUGAUAUGUGCCGUAAAUUGCUUCGACGGAAUCCAGUUGAGCGUCUUUCGUUUGAGGAGUUCUUUAACCAUCCCUUUAUGAGGCCAAGCUCGUUGAGGCCGUUUCAUAAAGCCACUCAUACGGACGUGGACUCCUUGGAUUCUCAUCAGGAAGAUUGUUUCCCUUUCCUGAUUGAUGAGGAACCGCAAGGCACAAUCGAUAUUCCUGUAAAGCAGCCACCGCAAACUCGAAUCACAGGCGUGAAGCUAUCAAAUUCACCUCCUAAUCUGUUCAAGGAGCAAAGAGGCAUUCCAGAUCAUGAAGAAACUGGGAAGGUUUAUCAUAUGGCAGAGGCUGAGGCUUGCCAGGACGCUGAAGGAUCCAGUUCUCCAAGAACAGUGGUGGAUUCAAUGGAGUAUAUAGAGCGAGACUAUGUGGUAGUAAAACGGUUCACUUCGCCAGAAGCACUGUCGCUAACAUUCAGUGCCUCUCCGAAUGACCAGCAUGGAAGCAAAGGAGGAUCACCUCAUAAGAACUUUACAAAGUCUUCAUCGCCAGUUCUACAUGCUCCUCUUUCAGGUGGUGCUGGCAGUCGAGGUUCCACACCACCAGGUUUGUCUGAAGGAUACCAUCAUCCUGAUUCUGGCGACACGCUUGAAGCACCAUCUCCUCACCCCGCAACGAGGAUAUCUGCGCUGCAGUGUUGUGCUCGCUUGGUGGCCGAGCUAGCCACAGAUAAGUUCAACUCUGGCCAUCCUUUGGAAUCACUCUCUGUGCAUUUGAUAUGCCUUGCGAUUUGGAAGGAAGCGUUGCAAGUGUGCCAUGCCUGGGCAGCACCGGCAACUGGUCCCCGAGGCUUGGGAAUGCCCAGAGAUCAAGAAGGCGCUGCCACUUGCACGCAAGUAGAACACGAGUUUUCUCUCGCAGUUGAUCGAGGUGAUGGUUAUGCUGCUCACUUGCGAAGCAUGGACGGGAGCGUGGAGAUGCCAGACGCAGUCGAGAUCAUCUUCCAGGCAGCCCUGACAGUCGGCCGAGCUGGAGCGGUGGAAGAGCUCAUGGGAAACGUAGCAAACGCAAGCGUGGCUUAUGGAAAAGCCGUGACUUUCCUCUACUUCCUACUCGUGGAGGGCCCUUGUUUGCAGCUAAAUCCACCCCUGGCACUGACGCUCGCGGACAGGCAACGAUUAAAACGCUACGCUGAUAUGAUAAAUGCGCGAUUGAAAACGUGUACAGCACAAAGGGACCUCCCACAAGCUGGGAGAAGUUAAAAAGAGUGAAAGAACAAAGGAACAAAUCACGGGCCACAGCACGGUGGUGGUAAUGUAUAGAGACGUACUAUGUAAUGUAAAUAGUAAUAAUCCACGAUAAGCUAACGGCUUUGUUGUGAGCCGUUGAAAUCUCA
This is a messenger RNA of Selaginella moellendorffii, 2218 nucleotides long. Its product is annotated as serine/threonine-protein kinase ATG1c. The coding region runs from base 111 to 2084 and encodes 657 amino acids. Gene Ontology annotation, molecular function: protein serine/threonine kinase activity; ATP binding. NCBI's taxonomy places the organism in Eukaryota, Viridiplantae, Streptophyta, Lycopodiopsida, Selaginellales, Selaginellaceae. The record is from RefSeq and is a predicted model, not a curated record. Gene Ontology annotation, cellular component: autophagosome; cytoplasm. Gene Ontology annotation, biological process: protein autophosphorylation; peptidyl-serine phosphorylation; autophagy. The transcript is spliced from 13 exons.